AUGUACGCUUAUCACUUAAUAGGUAUAGAAGAAAAUAUUGUUGUGGAGACAAGUGAAAAUAUAGUCAGAGAAGAGAGUGAAAAUGCUGACAUUUUGGUGGUGGCAAUACCACAAAUGCCAGGUGAAGAAUACGACCGUUGCUUUGUGUGGAGGAAUACAGUGGUAGCCAUUACAGUGGUAGGAAUGAAGACAUUGGAUCGGUUAACAUUCUUUUGCCAUGCGGCCAUGGAUGGUGUUGUGAUAAUUGUGGUCAACAACAAACCAACUGUGGAAUUUGCAAGACACCAAUAG
Molecule: messenger RNA, 291 nt
Organism: Macrosiphum euphorbiae (potato aphid)
Lineage: Eukaryota; Metazoa; Arthropoda; Insecta; Hemiptera; Aphididae
Source: the annotation of a GenBank genome assembly